Physella acuta is the source of this 2121-nucleotide messenger RNA. RefSeq names its product TATA box-binding protein-associated factor RNA polymerase I subunit B. Gene Ontology annotation, molecular function: RNA polymerase I core promoter sequence-specific DNA binding. Lineage: Eukaryota; Metazoa; Mollusca; Gastropoda; Physidae. Gene Ontology annotation, cellular component: RNA polymerase transcription factor SL1 complex; RNA polymerase I core factor complex. Gene Ontology annotation, biological process: nucleolar large rRNA transcription by RNA polymerase I; RNA polymerase I preinitiation complex assembly. The record is from RefSeq and is a predicted model, not a curated record.
AUUAAUUAAUGUCAUUAUCAUCACAACGAUCAACAAUCUGACAGCACAUCUUCGGAGAAUCUUAUAGUAUACUCAGAGGCAAAAAUCUAUCUGGUGCACUAAAAUGACAUUCACAUGUCCAGUGUGCAGCAGCAAUGACUACGAAGAAGAAAAUGGACAUUAUUUUUGUACAGAGUGUGGAACUCAGAGUCAGGAGCUAAUAGUUCAGCAAGUUGAUGAAUCGUCACAAAUACACACACGCUAUGAAGUCAGAACAGAAAAAGCGACAUCAGUUAAACCAAAGUCAGAUCUUGGAAGGCCUUGGACAAUAUAUGAAGCUUACCAGUUCAUUAUUUUAGCUCAGGCUGAUUCAUUUAUAAAACUUGGAUUACCUGAAAGUUUUAAGGAAACUGUGUUUAUGAUUUGGGCAAAUUAUCUUAGCAAACUUGGCGUUGCUUUUUGUAAGAAAGAAAAGGUUGUGCCUAAUAUAAUUACAAAGAUGAGAGUUGGAAGGUUGAGAGAGCUCCACAGAGGAACUAUGGAUUACCCAUUAAACAGACACAAGAGACCGUUUCUUGAGACAGAGAACAAGCCACCGGAAGGAACUGAACUAGGUUUACAUGAUGAGGAGUUUUAUGAAGAUGAUGUUCCUGUAACCAAGACAACUGAUAAUAUUGUUUUUGUAAAUGAAGAUGAUGACAGUGAUGUUGAUGUGGUGUAUGUAAAUUGUAAAAAAAAGCAAAAUCAUGAAUCUAGAUAUGCUCAGGCUAGUCAUUCCCCUGAGUGGAUGAAUAUGAAAAAGACCAUUGCCAUAUGUUACAUUGGUGUAAUGCUCACUAGGCCAGAUAUCUUACCUUAUGAUGUUGUAAGAUGGGUGUAUGAGAGUAAAGUGCCAUUUUUAUCUUGUACCCACCUACUCCCAUCAGAUAUGGUUCUUUCUGCUGGAGAUCAGGCUCUAUUUGAGACAGGCCAUUUUGACUCCAAGGUUUUUAUCAAGGAACUCAACAAAAUUUUGGUGUAUCUUGAUUUAAAGAACCUGCCAACUCCAGAACUCAGAUUUCUUAUUACUCGCUUUACAAGGGAACUAAAUCUUCCUGAGGAAAUAGCAACUGUCAGUAUUCGAUUGACUGAAAUGAUUCCAUUUUGUUCUACUGCUAAAAAUAAACUUUUCAAGAGGAUAGAUGUGCCAGCUAUGAGCUACAUAAUCCUGGCAGUGAAAUUAGUUUUUGGACUGAACGACUCCUUAGAGUGGAAAUUAUCAGAAUACUCAUCCGCUGCACAGGAACUCGGAUUAGGGUCUAAGCUCUUCAUAUGGAGUGAAUGGAAAAGGUUCAUGAUACAGAAAUGUGCUAACGAGUUUGUUGCUUACAGAGAGUUGACCAGUAAUAUAACUCACUCUAGACUGAGUAGACUUGACCAGCUACUAGAAUGCUAUGCUGCAACUGACCCAGACAAAAAGAGACUGACAACCUGUUUUACCCUGAAUGUUAAUCAACGGCCAGUCCGUUGCUAUGAACAGGAGUUUAAGGAGGCGAUGAGAAAGCCUCUUGAGAUAGCCUUGGAUAGAUAUUAUUCUUCUGUUAAGUUUAAUGAAGAUACAACACAUGCCUGUGAUGUUGACUGGUCUAAGCAAGGGGAAAAAUUUCAGAAAGCAACCAUUUGCCACAUAAUAAAGUUUCAGGAAUUUAAAGAGAAAACUUCUAGUGGUGAAACAGACUCUAAAUUAAACCAGAUACAUGCUAAGUAUAACCUGCCAGUAAGGGAAAUAACUCAGUAUGAACGAGUGUCAGACGCGGAGCACUUAUCAAGCAAUCGGCAUGAAAGUUACAUGUGGUUCCUAAACCUGGCCAGCCAAACUAUUGACUGUUCACCAUUAGGACUGGAUAAAUUAGUUGUGAUUUUUGUUAAAUACCUGGUGGAAAAGUCUAAAGGACAUGACAUGGUUGGGAUCAAGUGUAGUAAUUUUGGUUUCAUAGAAGCAAGAGUCUCAAAGUGAUUUAAAAGUAUACCUUUUAAAAAAUUUGUUACACCUGUUAUUUGUUUUUAAAAUAAUUUAUUACUAAUGUUGAAUGUUUUUAAGGAGAAAACUCAAAUUUUGUUUCUUUUAGUGUAGCAUUCUCUACAUGCUACAACUCUUGUAUA